Molecule: messenger RNA, 1629 nt
Organism: Anguilla rostrata (American eel)
Lineage: Eukaryota; Metazoa; Chordata; Actinopteri; Anguilliformes; Anguillidae
Product: nuclear ubiquitous casein and cyclin-dependent kinase substrate 1-like
Exons: 8
Coding region: 339-1217 (292 amino acids)
Biological process (GO): double-strand break repair via homologous recombination; interstrand cross-link repair
Cellular component (GO): cytoplasm
Molecular function (GO): double-stranded DNA binding; single-stranded DNA binding
Source: RefSeq, a predicted model, not a curated record
CUUAAAGAGAAGUGACUCAGUGCUAGCAGACAAUUUAGGUUGUGCAGGGCCUACUGCUUCAGUUUGCUUUAUUGACCGUUUUGUGUUUCUGAAAAAAAAAAUCAAAUAAAAAAUUUAAAACACAUUUCUUCAUUUUUCCCCGCCAACUUUAUAUUUUUGUUUUAAGGGUGGAACUGGCUUUCAUUUUUUGCCCAUCUGCAGCUAAUUAGCUAGCUGCGCCAAGCGAUCUAGCUGGCUAGCUAGACACAGUUUGCAGAACCGCAAGGUUUAGCUACUUAGGUAUUUUCCUUGGGAGCUUUCUUCUUAUGUAAUUAUAACCUUCGCUGUAUUACGGCAAAAUGUCAAGACCUACGAGGAACAAGAAGGUGGUCGAUUACGCACAGUUCCAGGAAUCAGAUGAAGCAGAUGAGGAGUACGGGAGGGACGGACAGAAGCGGCGAGCCCCUCGUGAGGUUAAGCACAAGAAGCGGACGGGCAAGAACUCCCAGGAAGACAGUGAUGAUUCUGAAGACAAGUCUAAAUCCAAAGAUAAUGAUUCUGCAGAUGACUUUGGAAGCAACGAGGACAAUGACUUUGGCGAGGAGGAGGAUGACGAUGAGGAAGGAGGUGACAGCGACUACGACUCAAAAAAGGCCAAAAAGGGGAAGGGAGGCAGGACGGAGAGAACAAGGAAGAGGAAACAAGUGUCAGAUGACAGCGAUGAGGAGCGGGUGGUGCGUAAGAAGGUGCGGCAGGUUCGGCAGGCAGCCACUAAAGCCGUGUCCAAGCAGAGGGAGAUCCUGCUGGGGGACCAGGGCAGCGAGGACGAGGACGGGGACCGAGAGCACCAGGCCCGCGUGGACGACGAGUCGGGCAGCGAUGAGGACUUCACAGUGGACGACGACGACGACAGCGACUACGGCCGGUCCAGGAGGAGGAGCAAGAAGGGCGUCAGGAGGAGCAGACACGAGAAGAAGCAGCCCAAACCCCGACUAAAGGCCACAGUGAACCCCAGCUCUGCGAAGGGCAAGGGCAAAGGCCGAACCCCAGCGGCUUCGACCGUCCAGAAGUCCCCCCCCGCCAAGGACGAGGAGGAGGAGGAACCAGAGAGCCCCCCAGAAGAGGAAGAGGAGGCGAAGGAAGAGCACGAACAGAAGAAAGAUUCCCCUCCCCCAAAGAAGACCAAGGAGGAAGAGGAGGAUGUCUCAGAAGAUGAAGUGCCGUCUGGGGAAGACUAGCUGUCCUCCGGGGCCUGGAAGAUUCUAUUUUACCUGUUCCUUUCGUUUCAUUUGUUUUCCCUAUUAUUUUUACUUUGGAGCUUUAGAGCAGAGUUUCUUAAUUCAGGUUCUGCAGGCCCACGGUGAAUGUUGGUUUCAGUACCUGCUGUCGGUUCAGUACUGCUAGAUAUCAGGCAUCUCGUUCAUUGAUUUCUACCUGGCUUUAAGUCUUUGAGGAAGUGAAGUGUAGUUUGGAGGUGUGGUUCUGCAAACAGACAGGUGAAAGGUCAGCGUGUUUGUUGAUUUUGCACUGCGUUCAUCACGGGUGCAGAUUUGCCGUUCACUUAAAUCUCUUCAGGUCUAGAACUAUUAAUUAAGCUUCUAAUUAUGAUGAAUUAAUCAGUCCAGGAAGCCACCCUAAAUUUAAGCAAAG